Messenger RNA from Parnassius mnemosyne (clouded apollo), 714 nucleotides. The record is from the annotation of a GenBank genome assembly. NCBI's taxonomy places the organism in Eukaryota, Metazoa, Arthropoda, Insecta, Lepidoptera, Papilionidae.
AUGAAAGUGUUCAUCGUCUUAGCGGCGGUCGCCGCCUUAGCCAAUGCCCAAUUCAAGUGCCCAAACAAAGAUGGCCAAUACCCAGACGACCAACAAUGCGACAAGUUCUACGAGUGCGUAGACGGCGUGGCCACCACCAAACUUUGUCCUGACGGGCUGGUGUUUGACCCCACAAUCAGAAAAAUCAACAAGUGUGACCAACCUUUCAACGUUGAUUGCGGCGACAGGACAGAGCUGCAACCCGCCAAGCCCACCACUCAAUGCCCACGUCGCAACGGUUUCUUCGCUCACCCCGAUGCUUCCGUUUGCAACAUCUUUUACAACUGCAUUGAAGGUGAAGCUAUUGAAGUAAAAUGUACAGCUGGACUUCACUUCGACGAGUACUCAGGCACCUGUGUCUGGCCCGACUCUGCCGGCAGGCAAGGUUGUCUAGUACAGGAGAGAAAAACCAAGGAUGGCUUUGAAUGCCCCAAGGAACCAGAAAAGGACCGACAAGGCCAACAAGUUGCUCACCCCAAGUUCCCUCACCCAACGGAUUGCCAGCGCUUCUACGUUUGCCUAAACGGUGUUGAGCCUCGUGACCUUGGAUGCCAAGUCGGAGAAGUCUACAAUGAAGAGUUAGAGAAAUGUGAUGCCCCUGAAAAUGUUCGCGGAUGCGAGGAUUGGUACAAGGAUUCCGAAGAUGGAGCGCCGACGCCCAAAUCGAGGUCUUAA